CCCGCCAUGGAGCCGGGCAGUGUGGAGAACCUAUGUAUUGUGUACCGGAGCCAGGACUUCCUGGUGGUGAACAAGCACUGGGAUGUGCGCAUCGACAGCAAGACCUGGCGGGAGACGCUGACCCUCCAGAAGCAGCUGCGGCACCGCUUCCCCGAGCUGGCUGAUCCUGACACGUACUAUGGGUUCAGGUUCUGUCACCAGCUGGACUUCUCCACCAGCGGAGCGCUCUGUGUGGCCUUGAACAAGGCAGCCGCAGGCAGCGCUUACAAGUGCUUCAAGGAGCGUCGUGUCACCAAGGCCUACCUGGCUCUGGUGCGAGGACAUGUCCAGGAGAGCCAGAUGACCAUCACCUAUGCCAUCGGCAGGAACAGCACAGAGGGUCGGGCUCACACCAUGUGCAUCGAGGGCACACAGGGCUGUGAGAACCCGAAACCGAGCCUCACGGAGCUGGUGGUCCUGGAGCUUGGGCUGUAUGCAGGGGACCCCGUGUCCAAAGUGCUGCUGCGGCCUCUUACAGGCCGGACACACCAGCUGCGCGUGCACUGCAGUGCCCUCGGUCACCCCAUCGUGGGGGACCUGACGUACGGGCAGGCGUCAGGCGGGGAGGACCAGCCCUUCCGCAUGAUGCUGCACGCCUUCUACCUGCGCAUCCCCACACGCACCGAGUGUGUGGAGGUCUGCACCUCUGACCCCUUCGUGCCCACCCUUGACCCUUGCUGGAGCCCACACAGUCUGGUACAGCCGCUGGACCAGCUCAUCCAGGCCCUGCGAGCCGCCCCCAACCCGACAGAAGAGGGCCCUGGGCCCUGCAGUCCAUCCAUGCCCCUGCCUGGGUCGGGCCAGCCCCCAUCGCCCCCUGCCAAACCCCCCGAGACAGAGGCGCAGCAGGCCUCAUGCUUGCAGUGGCUGUCAGAGUGGGUGCUGGAGCCGGACCACUGAGAGCACCGGGCUGGGGUCGGGGCAGCAGGCUGAGACCCCUA
Ceratotherium simum simum (southern white rhinoceros) is the source of this 980-nucleotide messenger RNA. RefSeq names its product RNA pseudouridine synthase domain containing 1 (gene RPUSD1). NCBI's taxonomy places the organism in Eukaryota, Metazoa, Chordata, Mammalia, Perissodactyla, Rhinocerotidae. The record is from RefSeq and is a predicted model, not a curated record. Gene Ontology annotation, biological process: enzyme-directed rRNA pseudouridine synthesis. Gene Ontology annotation, molecular function: pseudouridine synthase activity; RNA binding.